Sarcophilus harrisii (Tasmanian devil) is the source of this 4266-nucleotide messenger RNA. RefSeq names its product neuropeptide FF-amide peptide precursor (gene NPFF). Gene Ontology annotation, biological process: excitatory postsynaptic potential. The record is from RefSeq and is a predicted model, not a curated record. Gene Ontology annotation, molecular function: neuropeptide hormone activity; G protein-coupled receptor binding. Gene Ontology annotation, cellular component: perikaryon; axon terminus; dendrite. NCBI's taxonomy places the organism in Eukaryota, Metazoa, Chordata, Mammalia, Dasyuromorphia, Dasyuridae. The coding region runs from base 3843 to 4184 and encodes 113 amino acids. The transcript is spliced from 3 exons.
CACGUAACCUUUAACCCUUCAGCUCUAACCACAGUGUCACCCAGCGCAUUGGGGUGGCCAGCUGCUUCCAUCUCCUCCCAUGCUAGUCUGCGUGACCUCUCCCUCUGGGAUUCUCUUCCCAGCAUUCCCCACCACCCAGCUCUAUGCCUGCCUGCUCUGCAAAGCAGCUGGCUGCUAGGAGUGACCCUUCCUCACUACCCCACCCCGGCUCUCUAGACAGACAUCAGUUCCCUACUUAGAACCUGUACUCCAGGGACUUAACGAGGGUCUUCUCCAUACUCUUUCUCUCUUCUCCCUCUUCCCCCCUCACCCCCCCCCAGUUUGAGACUGAGAGGCUCCCUUAAAAAAAACCCAAAACAGCCCCCCAGGAAGCAACCUUAUUUGGGACUGCCUCUGACCCCAUUCCCCCUACCCCAAUCUUACAAUGAUUUUCUAUUAAUAUUAUAUAUUGUAUACACCAGACAGAAAUGUUAUCUUUGUUAACCUCAUAACCUGAUUGUUUAGAAUUCAGGCUUCUGUAUUGCAUACAUAUUGCCUUUGUUGAUGUGCUUGCUGCUUUCUUUGGAUAUCUUUUGUGUCCAAGAAAAUGUGGGGGAAUGGGAUGAGAAGCUAGGGCAGACCAGGGCUGGUUUCUUUUUUUGGAGGGUGGGGGGGAUUUUUGAGAUAAUCUUCCCUAGCUCCUCUGCUUUCUCCCCAACAGAAGCCAGGAAGUUCAGUGUGUGUCUGCCAGCCCCCAUUUCUACCUUGAGUCACUCAGUUCAGGCUUUUUGUUGAAGAUCCUAAUCCCAGAGUAGUGGAGAGGUGGCCUUGGUAGCUGGGGGGAGCAGGGAAGGAUGCUGCCCUGGUGCCUUCUUUAGUUGAUUGCUAUGAAAGCAAAUUUUAAAGCUCCAGUGAGUGGAAUGGCCAGCAGCCACACGAGACUUAAUUGACAUCAGCAUGAGGGAAGUUUGACUUCUUUUUUGGUUUGUGUUAAAAACUAUUCCUGGUUCCUCAAACCCCUAGCACUGUGAUAUUUUCAUUCCAAAAGAACUUCAAGGUAGAAGAGUACUUCCUUCCCCUCUCUUCAGCAGUGUUUAGUUAGGACCAGGUGGGCUGUCCUGCAUCUCCCCAGAACACAUAGAAAACAGCCUUUCAGGCUGGGGGAUAAGGUAGAAAAUUGGGGAGUUUUAAUACCUGUCGUGGAGGAAAGAAAUUGCAGUGUCCCGUUGUUGGAUCUCUCUGAAAGGAAACGGCGCAUAUCUAAAGACUAUAUCUCCAUACAUCUAUAUAUCUUUGAUAUAUAACCAUUUUUUUCCCAUCUAACCCCUUCUUCCCUAGACAAGGGGCUCUUCUCUGUUUCCAAGUUUCCCCUACCCUCAAAAGUGAGCUGCCAGGGGGGUGGGCUGUGCUGCCAGCUAUUUUAUUACAAAGAGAUUUCUUCCCUUCACCUUCCCCUCCCCUCCUUAAAUCUGCAUGACAGAAAUACCCUGUGAGCAGGCUCUCACAAACUCCCAGGAAGGGGACUGGGCAAAGACUUCACUCUGCUCCCCCCCCCCCCCCCCCAAUUUCCUCUCCUUUGCCUCUUAGCUGUUUCCUCCUAGCCAUUGUCCUUCCCCCUCCUCCUCCCACAUAUAUUGUGCCUUAUUUAAUGCUGCAAAUAUAACAUUAAACUAUUAACAAGAGAAAUCAUUGUGUUUGUUCUACUGCUGCUUUAAUAAGACAGGUAAAAUCAUUCACGUGUCUGUCAUGCUUUUCUAUCACUGGAAAGCACAUGGUAUCUAUGUUCUCUCAUAUCCCUGAGGAAAAGAAAAGGGAUUUGUUCCUCAGUUUCCAGAUCGGAGUCCAGAGGAGGUAAUGUAUUUAUGCACCAAAGAAAACAGGCUUUCUUUUUAGGCAGUGUAGUCUCCUCUGAACCACAGAGGAAAAACUGCCUAAGGAGAAGUGGGUAUUUAGGGCCCAUACUUUAACCGAUACCACUACCCCUCAAUCACCCAGAGCCUCGCCUCGGGUGUUGGCUGAAGGUGAUGAGUACCGGCACAAGUACAGCCACAGAAAAGGGCUUGCAAAGCUUUAAUGUUCAUCUAAACAAUAUUUAAUAGACUUCACAGAGCACUUGGCCAAGUGUUGGGGAAACAACAAUCCUUGCUCUCCAAGAGAAGUUCUAUGAGAAAGAAGAGGGGCAUAUGUAGGUAUAUACGGAACAUUUCCAAAUACAAAAGGGAGGGUGGGGCAGUGUUGAAUGUACUCUGUACUUGUGUGACCUUGGACAAGUGAUUGAUUAUUGGACCUCGGGUUCUUUUAUCUGUAAGUGAAAAGAUUACACUAAAAGAUCUAGAAUAUUCCUUCCUGCUCUAAGAAACUGAUUCAGCUUGUCACAGCAGGACUGAGAUGCUUUUAGUGUCCAGGAAAGAGACAGAUCUUGCUGCUUUUGCCUUCUCCUUUCACCAAAGACCAAAAUAAAAAUGUGGCACACAGGAUUGAGGCACAAUGCUAGAACCCAUUUGGGAUUUUAGGGACAAAGGAGUGCUACUUCAGGAAUAAGAAAGGCUAUCUCCAAUUCCCACGUUUGAGCAAAAUGAGGGUCAUGACUUAAUCGGGACUUCAGAGCCAAGGACAGCCCCCGGAAGUUCUGCUCCAUCCACUAAGUGUUAGAGUUCUAAAAGUCUUGGAAAAGAAAGAAAGGUCCAGCUUUCACAUCUAUUCUUCAGUCCUCCCUCCCCCUGGGUUGAAAUACCAUUUAAAGUGACCCAAUGGGCAAUGGAAAGAAGUAUUGCGAGACCAGAUGUAGACCAUUCAACUGGCAAGAGUAGGGAUUAAUGGAUGGAUGUUUUUUUAAAUGUGGGAGGGAACAAAAAGCUCCAGGACUUUGGGAUUUACAGAAAUGCAUGAGCAGGAAGGACAGGAAGCAAAAAAGCAGUAAUACCCACAGCAAAGAGUUGUUUGAGCAAGAAGGAUCCAUGGCUGUGCGAUGGACAUCAGCUACCACUGGGUGGCAGCAGCACUCCACCUUGUCGGGAAGAUCAUUCCCAGAAUUCUAAAAAGGUUCCCGUACAACAGCAAUCCCCUAAAUGUAGACGUCCCCUAAACUCUACUUUCCCAUCACUGCAGAUCCCAAAGCACUAGACUUGCUUAAGGGGCAAGUAGGCAGUGGUCCUGUCUUCUUGACUCCCAGCUACAGGUCCAGAUUCUCAGUCUGCUUCCAACCCCAAGCCAGAGCGGGAUACAAGAGGUGGGAGGAGUAGGGGAGAAGCUUCCAUGGGGGAAGUCUAGGGCCCGAUUUUCCUUACCUUUAACCUUUCCUUCUUGUCUCCUCACGUGGAUCUGAGUGAUUUAGGAGUCCCCAGAAAUAACUAGGUCAAUAAAUUCAGCCCAUCUUUAACCCCAAAUGGAAGGUCUCCCCACCAUCCCUGGGUUAGAACUGUCCCAGUGCUGCUUCCUCUUCAGAUCAUAUCCCCUCCAUUCCAAUGCAGGGCACCCUCCCUCCCCCAGCUUCUCCCCAAAUGCCUUUUGGAGGAAUGCUACAGGGGGUGGGGAACAAACAACCAGUCAGAGUUUUCCAACCUGUUGUUGAGGAAUAGCCAGACUUUGACAAAAUGCCUGCAAUUAAUGAGUUUCUUAAACUCAGGAGACAAGAUUUAAGUGUUUAAUAAAGUCAGGAACGCCAGGCUUUGGGGCUGAGGGCCUGGGGCUGAGAGCUAGGAGUCCCAGGAGUGCCAUGGGAGGGGAUCCCAGGCGGCCGUUAAUGGGCCUGAGCGUUUCCGUUGCCAGCUCAGCCCCCACGCUCCCACCUCCUCUUCGGGGGGGGACAGCAGGUAUAAGAGGCGGGUGUGGCAGACAAGCAGGCAGGAGACAGAGAAGGCAAUAUGGAUGCUAGAAGCCUGGUUGUGCUGCUGUUGCUGGUGACCGUGGGCAGAGGCCAAGCUGAAGGACCAGGGGCUACCAAGGAGGGCAUUGGGGACCAUAUGCUCAUGGAGGAAGACAACGGAUCCCCCCCUAGAUGGGAUGCUCAGACACCUGUGUCUGUCCUGCAGUCCUUGCUGCAAGCCAUGAAGAGACCCGGCCGGAGCCCAGCCUUCCUCUUCCAGCCCCAGAGGUUUGGCCGGGAUGCCCGGAGGAGCCCUGGCAGACAGGGGCUGAGUCUUCAGGCUGGGGAGGCUCCUCUGUUCUGGAGCCUGGCCGCCCCACAGCGCUUUGGGAAAAAAUGAUGUUGCCACCCCCAACCAGUACGUUUUUGCAUGCAAAGCCCACAUAGAUGCCAUUUGUCCUAAUAAAAGCAUCUUAUUACCA